AAAAGGCCGAGGUCCCAUAUUUUGUCAGUGGAGUCUGAUUCACAGAGUGAUGAGAUGAUUUACUUCUGUGCAAUUCUAAAGCUUAUUGAAAUGAAAUAAGCAAUCUUUACUCGAUCUUUUACUUGCAAUGGAUUACGAAAGGAUCCAAAAGCCACUGGUACUCGUUAAUAUACACUCUUCCUUGUUCGCUUGCGCUUCUCGCUUUACUUUCUCUACUCCCAACGUUAUUCUCUAUCGAUGCCGUGACCAGCAACCCACAGCUAUUCAUGGUGGGGGGUUUUCUCCAGGAAAGUUGAGAAGUAUGCUACUCGGAGUUGAAAAGAAGAGAAAACAAGAGGAGCAGGUUGAAUCUGGUUAUUCCCUCAGGUCUCAACCAUCUCACUUUGACGAAACUGGUGGGAGCAGUUCUGAUAGUUGCAAAGAUGUAGAUGUUGUUACUGUACUUCCUGAAUGCUCCAUUUCAAUAGCAGCUGACUCCAUGAAUCCACACAUGGUUGCUGAUUGUAGAUCUAAGGAUCAGUCAUUUGUCAGUUCAAGAAUUAGGUCCUUCGAAGAUUCAUCUUUAAAUUAUGAUAGUGUACAUGAUACUGUGAGUGUGUCAUCCUCAGGAUUUGAGUUUCAGAAAACAGAGCGUGCCCCACAAAGAGUGCCCAUUGUUCCAUUUUCUAAACCAAUGCCAUCCAAAUGGGAUGAUGCCCAAAAAUGGAUAGCGAGCCCCAGUUCUAGCAGGACUGGGCAGACUCACUUGCAGGGUGGACAAGGAGUUGGUUCACGAAAGGUGGGUAGUGUUGCCUAUUUAAGCAGGCAAUCUUCUACAAAAGUUGUUGUAGAAGUUCCAGCACAAAAAGUGGUAGCAUUUGAAGAACCAGAAACAAAACGGGUUGAUAGCAAUCAAGCCAAGAAGGAAACUGGGGUGCAGAAAUUUGUUGGUUGGGAGGCUGAUCCAUAUCCAAUUGCAGAUUCAUAUGGCAAGCCUGUGCUCAUGAUUGAGAAUUCUGUCAUGGAGUCAGCAAUUAGCCUCAGUCAGCAUGAUUCAUCUGUGGCCAUACAUAGUGCUACUGCAUUUAUUCCACCUCCUUCAACAGCUAGGUCUGUAUCAAUGAGAGACAUGGGCACGGAAAUGACUCCCAUUGCUAGCCAAGAGCCCUCUAGGAAUGGAACUCCAGUGAGGGCAACAACUCCAAUUCGUAGUCCAAGUUCUUCAAGGCCAUCAUCUCCUGGCAGAGCUGCACUGACUUCUUCUCUAACAAAUCCUCCUAAUGCAAACAAUGAGUUGUCAGAAAAGGAACUGCAAAUAAAAACCAGAAGGGAAAUAAUGGCUUUGGGGACACAGCUAGGUAAAAUGAACAUUGCUGCCUGGGCCAGCAAGGAGGAGGAGGAUAAGGAUGCAUCCAUGUCACUGAAAACUGUCCCAGCAGAACUGCCAACUAAAAGUGUGAUUGAGAUACGUGCUGCAGCUUGGGAGGAGGCAGAGAAAGCCAAGUAUAUGGCCAGGUUUAAACGUGAAGAAAUGAAACUUCAAGCAGAGGAAAAUCAUCAGAAAGCUAAAACAGAGGCUGAGAUGAGGAAAAUUGAGGGGCUAAUUUGUGAAUUUCAUGUUGAUGUCUUGUGGUUUUAUCCCUCUGAAACAUGUUCAAUGGCUUUGUUUUUCUUGGUAGAGGUUGAAAGGAUGAGAGGGCAGGCCCAAGAUAAGCUUAUGAACAAGUUAGCAGCAGCAAGUCAUAAGGCUGAAGAGAAGAGAGCAGCUGCAGAAGCCAAGAGAAAUCGACAAGCUGCGAAAACUGAGCAGCAAGCAGAAUAUAUUCGCAGAACUGGUCGUACCCCGCCUUCAUUUUCCUUCUGCAGAUGGUGCUCUUGAAACCUUAAGCUCUCACUGAAAAGGUUUGUCACGUUUGUAGAUUGUUUUGUACUUUACAUUUCUAUACAUGAUGUUUUGUCAUUCUCAUCAUUUUUCUCUUCUAAACAAACUAUAAAGUCCAAAAUUUCAAGCUCACCAACAAUCAGUAAUUCUUCAAAUUAUUAUUAUUAUUAUUAUUAUUAUUUUCGAUA
Molecule: messenger RNA, 2049 nt
Organism: Manihot esculenta (cassava)
Lineage: Eukaryota; Viridiplantae; Streptophyta; Magnoliopsida; Malpighiales; Euphorbiaceae
Exons: 7
Coding region: 128-1858 (576 amino acids)
Source: RefSeq, a predicted model, not a curated record